Messenger RNA from Drosophila gunungcola (fruit fly), 1326 nucleotides. RefSeq names its product glycogen synthase kinase-3 alpha (gene Pk34A). The record is from RefSeq and is a predicted model, not a curated record. NCBI's taxonomy places the organism in Eukaryota, Metazoa, Arthropoda, Insecta, Diptera, Drosophilidae. Gene Ontology annotation, molecular function: ATP binding; protein serine/threonine kinase activity. Gene Ontology annotation, cellular component: axon; cytoplasm; nucleus. The transcript is spliced from 2 exons. The coding region runs from base 92 to 1318 and encodes 408 amino acids. Gene Ontology annotation, biological process: signal transduction; protein phosphorylation; negative regulation of canonical Wnt signaling pathway.
UGCUCAAAUUGCUGCUAUAAUUAAUAAUUAUAGUUACCUAUUUUACUGUAUAAAUAAGUCCAAAGGCAUUGGGCUUUUUGGAAACCUUGGAAUGGAAAAUAAAGAAAACCAACCAAAGGCAUUGAAUCGCCAGUCGCAUCGGUCAGAUCACAAUCCCCCAAUCAUUCCCCUAAUCAUUCCCAACGACUCGGUGGUCACGACCUAUGCCAUAGGGCGUCUUAAUUCGGAACCCGUUCCGGCGAGGAUUGAGAUCAAGGAGCUGAUAGGGAGUGGGUCCUUUGGACGGGUGUACAAGGCACGAUUGGAUGACUCUGACGAGGUGGUGGCCCUGAAGCAGAUCCUCCACAAUCCCAAGUUCUGCCAACGCGAAGCAGAGAUAAUGGGCCAGCUGGAGGAGCACACCAACAUCGUUCGGCUCAUCAUGCACUCCUGCGUGACCUUGGGGAUUCCUCCAAUUAGCUACAUAAUCCUGAUCAUGGAGUACAUGCCGAUGACGCUGCUGGACUACAUCAACUACCACCGAUAUCAGCUGCUGCCCGCGGAAGAGCUCACAUAUGUGCGCAUUCUCUCGUACCAGGUCUUCCGGGGAUUGGGCUAUCUGCACUCCUUGGGCAUCUGCCACAGGGACAUCAAGCCCGAGAAUCUGCUGAUCGACCACCAGCAGAUGCUGCUCAAGCUAAGUGACUUUGGCAGCGCCAAGCACUUGGUGCCCGAUGAGCCCAGCCUCAGCUACAUCUGCUCCAGGCUGUACCGUGCCCCCGAACUCUUUGCCCAUUAUGAUCUCUACGGCUGUGCCGUUGACAUCUGGAGUGCUGGCUGCGUCCUGGCAGAGCUCCUCAAGGGUUCUCCCCUCUUUCUGAGCAACAAGCACGAUCGCCAGCAGCUGAUGUUCAUCGUAAGUCUGCUGGGCAGCGAGGGCCUGGAACGGGCCCCCGAAAUCCGUUCGAUGUGUGGCACAGCCAUCCCGUUUCGGUGCCGGCCCAGCUGGGAUCAGCUCCUGGGUGCAGCUGUACCGCAAGACCUGGCGGAUCUCCUCAACUCCUGCUUUGUCUACCAGUCCUCGGCCAGGAUCGCACCCAUGAUGGCUUGCGGGCACUGCUCCUACGAUGAACUGCGCAUCAUGGAGGCGUUGGGGCAUCGCAUGCCCAAUGGCCAUCCGCUGCCGCCCCUGUUCAACUUUAGCAGCCAGGAGUUGGGCAUCGAUCCCAAGCUCUGGGUAGAGCUGUUACCUCUCCACUUGUCUCAGGUGGAGGACGAGCUGCCUGUCGAAGCCGUUUUUCCUGAUGUGAAGAAAAUUAAGAUUUUUGGGCCAAAAUAAAAAACGGA